UUCAUGUCUUGCUGUUUUCAAGUCGUCGACGUGAAAAUUACUUAUGGAUAUAUACGCGUACAAAUCGUAACUGAAGACACUGGACACGGUCGUUUUUAACGACGGACCGUCUUGCAAGUCGUCUUCGGCACGUACUCGAAAUAUAAAAUUCGUUUUGAUCGUUUCACGAGUCGCUUAAAAACUUCAGUUUUCGGUCACAUACGAAAAUAAGCUUACCCGUGUAUGGGGCUGUAUAUCUUGGACUGUUAAAACGGAAAAUUGAACGGAUCGAGUUCAAGGCAUAUAGAGCCGUUAAUAUAAGUAAAUCUAUGGUUUCAAACUUCAAGGGUUCUCUCGAGUCUCGUUAUUCCGAUAUUUCGAUCUUCGGCGGCAAAGAAGACGAAGACGACGGCGGCGACAGUGUGACCAUUUGUCUGGCGCACGAACUCGUUUCGGUCCGUCGGCAGCGUUGACCGUGGCCUGCAGCGUGCGUCCGUCAACGAUAAUAUUAUUGUAUACAACUGUUUUCGUGGUGUGUGCGCGUGCGCCCGACCGUAUAUAUUGUGUUUACCAUAAUAAUGUAUCGUCAUUAUCAACGCGUAUCGUCCGAUUAUCAUUUCAUUACCAAUAAUAAUAAUAACAAUAUAAAAAGUAGUAAUAAAUAAUAAUAGUAGUGUUUUUCGUUUUGUUCGCGGUAGUGUUGGGUUUAAUGUCAUUUCGCGAAUCUCUCCGUUCGGUCUUCCGAUCGAAAAACUAGCACGCGCGGAACUGGUUUCGCGACUGCGCCGCCGACUACAACUAUACUACGACGACAACACGGCCUAAUAUUGUAUCGCACGUUCGCAGAAAACAAAUUCCGCGGCGUACGCGAUUUGUGAAAUUUUCGUCCGUCGCUGUUAUGACGGAUCGUCGUCCGACGACAUCCCGAUUCGCCGAAAACCGUUCCGGUCGUUCACGCUAACCCGGGAAUACCGGUGGGUAAGCAUCUGUGAAAUUUAUGCGUGUUCCCAGUAUCCGUGUCAUCAUCCUUCGCUGCCCCCCGACGAUCACCUCAGUCUCUUUAAAGUUUAGUCGUUCGAUCAUGUUAUUAUGUUCACGUAAUGCACGUCCUCCGAAUACUCGCCCGUGAUCAAACGGCGGUCAUUAAUUGCAGUGAGUCAAUGUUCUGUCACGGAUAGAUUGGAUCAAAUGGUCGUUGGCCAAUCGUUGAACAAACACUGGAAAAAUGGAUCACGGGUAUCAAAAUACCGGCAGAACCCAUUUUGGAACAACUCCUCAACAAUUGGUUACACACUCGUUUUGCGACAGAGCUUCUCCAGUGUCACCCGUCACAAACAUCGGAAGUUACACUUCAUUUGUGCAACACGUAAAAGAUGACAACAAUAUGAAUUCGUUACAGCGCAAAGCACAAGUGAAAUUAAAUGCCAUGCCAUGGUUUCAUGGAAAAAUAUCAAGAGAGAUGGCUGAAGAUUUGCUAACACCAAAAGAAAAUGGUCUAUUUCUGGUUAGAGAAUCUACGAACUAUCCGGGAGAUUAUACACUUUGUGUUUGUUACAUUGGUAAAGUGGAACAUUACAGAGUAAAGUAUAAAGACAACCAACUUACAAUCGAUGAUGAAGAAUUUUUUGAAAAUCUAUCCCAAUUAGUCGAACACUACCAAAAAGAUGCUGAUGGACUAUGUACACAAUUAACCAAGAGUCUACCUAAAAAAGGCAAACAAGAAUUUUGUAUUGAUACCAAAUCUUUUAUUGAUGCCGGAUGGGUUAUCCAAGAACAGGAAUUACAGUUAAACGAAACCAUUGGCAAAGGGGAAUUUGGUGAUGUAUUAUUGGGAGUGUACAGAGGAGAAAAAGUAGCUGUUAAAAUGUUGAAAGAUUCUAGCGUAGAAGCCCAAAAAUUCCUAACAGAAGCUUUACUUAUGACGUCUUUGAGACAUGAAAAUUUGGUUGAACUUCUUGGACUUGUAUUAAAUGAAAAACAUUUAUUGCUAGUUACCGAAUACAUGGGUAAAGGUAGUCUUGUUGAAUAUUUACGAUCAAGAGGAAGACUUCAUGUCACCAAAAAAGAUCAAAUUAAUUUUGCUGUUGACACGUGUAGCGGUAUGGAGUAUUUAGAGUUUAGAAAAGUAGUACAUAGAGAUUUAGCAGCUCGAAAUGUUUUAAUAUCAGAAGCUGGAGUAGCUAAAGUAGCUGAUUUUGGAUUGGCACGUGAAGAAAAUUAUAUUGUGGAUGCUGGAAAAUUGCCCAUCAAGUGGACUGCCCCUGAAGCACUUAGACAAGGAGUGUUUUCAAAUAAAUCAGAUAUGUGGAGUUUUGGAGUUCUAUUAUGGGAAAUUUAUUCUUUUGGUCGAGUUCCUUACUCUAGAAUACCAUUAAUUGACGUAGUAAAGCAUGUAGAGAAAGGUUAUCGUAUGGAAGCUCCUGAGUGUUGUCCUCCAGAAAUAUAUGAAAUCAUGAGACAAGCAUGGGACUUAUUUCCUGAACGAAGACCUACGUUUAAGGAUGUUAAGACCAAACUAGCACAAUUAAAAGUUGUAACUAUUAACUAAAAGUUGCAUUGACUAAUGACUAAUGUAUUAUAAUAUAUCUGUGCACUAACUUUGUUAAUAUCUGUAUAGUAUCAAAUUUAAUUAAUAUUUAUGAGCUAGUCUUUAUUUUAUCAACCUUCAGUAUUUUUUAUUCUUUAGUGUUUUUUUAAAUUAUUAUUAUUACUAUUAUUAUUGUAUACUAUUUAAUAUUUAUACAAAGUAAAUGCAUUUAGUAUUGGCUGAGGUAGAUUUUCAAACUUUUAACCGAGUUACACAACUUAUUCAAUUAUGAUGUUGAAUAAUGUUUGAUAUUACAUAUUAAAUAUAAAUGUUUUUUAACAUGAUCACAUUAUUUAUAUCUAUUAUAUAUUUAAUCAAAAGCAUUUAAUUUAUAUAAAAUGGGAUCUUACUAUUAAAUAAUAUAUAAACUGAAUUAAUAUACUUAUAAUAAAUUAAUUUGAUAUCAUAUUAAUAAUCUUUGUGGGUAUUAACAUUUUGAAAUUAAUUUACAUAUUAUAUUGAUAUUCUGUCAAAUGCUUUAAUUAUUAAAGACAGUGUUAUGUAUGGUAUAUACGUGUGAUAUUUAGUUAUAUCAGGAAUUAAUACUGAAUGUAUAUACCAUUUUUAAUAAUUUUGUUCAUCAAGUUAGUUUAUUUAUUGCAUUUCGAUUAUCAUUAAGUAUGUUAAAAAAUUAAUCAAUACUUCACCAAUGCUAAGCAUUUUAAUAUUAAAUUUAUUUUGAUUGUAUUUUGGGCUUGAUUGUGUUUUUCGGUUUGUUUUUUUCAAUUUUAUUUCGUUAUUCAAUUGAUAGGUACAAUAUUUUAAAAUACUAUUUCGCAAAAAAUCAACAUCAAACUCAUCUCAUUGCAAUAAAUUGAUUUACUUUAAUACUCCAGAGAAAAACGUAACUUAAUAUGUUAAUUUUUUUUAUAUGAUGUAAAAGUUAUUUUUUCUAUAGUAGACAAUUUAUUAUUAAAUUAUUAUUUAUAUGUCAUUGAAUUUGACUGUUAUAAAAUGUAUUUAUAGCAAUUGUAACUUAUCUAUUAGAAAUUGGUUUCAAUUUUAUCAAUUAUUUAUUAAAUACUUUCUAUAAUAUUUAAUAGAUAAAUUUGCAUAGAUUUAUUUUUUAGUUUGCUUUUUAUUUUUGAAUUUAACUGUAAGUAUGAUGUAAUAUAUUAUUGAUAUUCUUUUCAAAACACCAAACUUAGAAAUAAUCUUUCCAAUUGCUUACUAAUAAAUAAUAAUACUGACUGAUUAAAAUAGAAUGUUACUAUAAAACACUAAUAUUGUUGGAAGCCCACGCCAAGUUUUUAAAUUUACACUGAUUACUGCUAAAAAUAUAUUUCUAAUAAAUGUUAAAAGAUUUUUUAUUUUACAAGUCAUUUGUAAUAUUAAAUUACAAAACACGAAAUUAUAAUGUCACUAAUUAAUUGUAUUAGGAUAAGAAAUAAUAAUCAAUUUUAAUGUUUUUUUUAAAAUUAUUUAUGUCAAAUCUCUUAAAUGAGAUGUAUCUAAGAUAAAUUGCCUUAUUUGACAUAACAUAUUUGGAGUUUGGACGUAAGAAAACUUUUAAUGUUUGAUUUGUUUUAGGUAAAGGUUUUAUAUUCAAAACUUUGUAAAUAUUACUGUAUUUUACUGGUGUAUUUGUUUGUUUGUUUGUUUUUUUUUUAUUUACUUGGGUAGCUUUAUUUCCAAAAACUUGGUUUUUGUACUCAUAUGUUUAUUCAUAAGUUUAUUAUGAUAAUUUUUAUUUUAAGAAAAUUUUUUUUUUCUACCCUAUAAUAUAUUUUUUUUAAUCUAAAAUAAAUUGAUAUUCUCAAUCAAUAAGUGUUAU
Messenger RNA from Metopolophium dirhodum (rose-grain aphid), 4340 nucleotides. RefSeq names its product tyrosine-protein kinase CSK-like. Gene Ontology annotation, molecular function: ATP binding; protein tyrosine kinase activity. The transcript is spliced from 11 exons. Gene Ontology annotation, biological process: protein phosphorylation. The record is from RefSeq and is a predicted model, not a curated record. NCBI's taxonomy places the organism in Eukaryota, Metazoa, Arthropoda, Insecta, Hemiptera, Aphididae. Bases 1205 to 2527 code for a protein of 440 amino acids.